Molecule: messenger RNA, 3593 nt
Organism: Amoebophrya sp. A120
Lineage: Eukaryota; Dinophyceae; Syndiniales; Amoebophryaceae
Source: the annotation of a GenBank genome assembly
GGCUCAAUUUCCGCAGAGCCAUUAAGGUUGCUUCAGUCGUGCUUUGACUUUGUUCGGUAGUUUUUUAGCGUCGGCGGUGAUGUGCGCAUGCGCGUGUGGUCUUUAUUUUAUAAUUUAAAUCUUUCCUCCUGCGAUUGAUACUGGUAAGUAGUGCCAUUAUUUAACAGUUCCCCCUCAACUACACGUAUUUUUCCACAUUUGGUCUCGCACCUCGCCUUCGGUCAUUUCAUCUCAUAUCGAAGUCGGUCUUUCCACUGCCUGCGCAAUUAUUCCAUUAAGGAGUUUUACUGACAGUGACAACUACGCGAUACUGUUCAUAUUACCAGAGGCAAAAAUCAGAAAAGCCCGGAGCCGGAGGGAAAAAAAAUGUCGUGGCUCUGGGACAAGGUUGGCGACCUGAUCGCCUUCGUGCGGCUGCCGAAAGAGGUGGUGAUCGAGAACCGGCGGCUGGGGUUCUUGCACAAGCUGCUCACCUUGGCCACGCUGAUAUUUGUCUUGUACACCAGCAUCACCGCCCAGAUCUGGAACGAGCGGUUCGUGCCGGUGCACAGCUCCGUGUCCCUGUGGUCGGGCAGCCCCCCCGCGUACGACGCCUCUGCCACGCCGCUGCCGCAGCACUGCGACACGGCAACCCUGGCGGCCACUUACAACUACGACUGGGAUGCGACCGAGAAGUACCGCCCCGCACAGUGCUUGCCGAUGCCGGUGGGCGAGCACAUGUGGAAGCUGGGGUCGCAGAUGUACAUUCCCACCUUUGUGCAGGACUCGCUCUACGACGGGAACAGCACCGCCUCUGGCCGCGCCGAGUGGUUCGUGGCCAACGUGGAGGAGCAGGUCUUUUACUUCAACCACGGCUACGAGACGAACACGGAAAAAAGCUCGGACGAGAUCCAGCAGGGCCGCGAUUCGACCCAAGCGGAGAUCGGCGAGCCGGGCGACGCGCCGACAACCGUAUCGGGCCAGGAGGGGCAGAUUCUGACCGUCAUCCAGAACGAAAGUGGCUCCCGGGAGUGCGUGGUCGGCGGACGCUCUCGGUGGGAACCGGCCGAUGCCUCGAAGGGCAUCAACGGCAAGCUCAAGGAGUGGCUCGCUUGUGCCGGUGUCAAUCUCGACAGCGACGCACCAAAGGUAUACUAGUCUAAAACUAUGCUUCCAAAAAGGCUGAGAUCACGCGCGCGCGGCUUUUACUUUUUUCAUUUUUUGUUUGCACUAUUGUUUCAUCUCUAUGUUCUUGCAGGGGCAUCGUCUUCCUUGACAGCGAACCGCACCUAGGCUCUUGUCGCUGUCAAGGAAGACGAUGCGCAGCUAAACCGCAUGCACAAGCAACGACAAAGUGCUUUCGUGAUUAUAAAAAAUAAAAAAUGGUCGAGUUAAACGCGGCCGCAAAAGUCAAUGCCUUCUUGUGUCCGCCAUCCGACUUCAGAGAAGUCGUACUGAGUCUACUGAACAAGUACAAAUCAUAUAAACUUAUCGCUUGAACUUGAACUACAGUUGAAGACGGGGCUUGCCGGCGAAGUUGGGACACCCAAAAUGCGCGUGACGGGGAUGCAGCUGAAGCUGCAGAUGGUGUACCACAACGCGAAGGAGCACAAGGAGGACUUCGAGGGCGUCGUGUGCUACGUGCGUGUGCGUGCGGUGCCCUUGUGGAACUCGAACCAGGUGGUGGCCUACACCGCCGUCCCCAGCCUCGGUUCUGCGUCGAACGCCGACGGCAAGUACCGGUACCGCUACCAAUACGGGGUAUCGGUGACCCUGGAGGCCACGGGCCGCUUCUCGUUCUUCGACCUGAACGCGCUGAUCACGGGUAUCGUGAACGCGCUGGUCCUGCUCGCAAUUCCGACCACCGUGAUCAAGGUGAUCGCGCUCAACUGCGCGGGCCCUGCCUCUGCGGUGUACACGCGGGUGCAGGCAGAGCCGCUGGACCUGACCAAGGCGAUCUACGGGACCUGCGCCCGGAAAAUCGUCACCGCCCAGGUGUACAAGGCCAUGAUCGAGAACCGGAACAAGAAGCGCAAGUCCUCGGCGUCCGAGCCUGGCGACAACGUCGUGCCUUUCAACGAGGAAUUUCUGGAGCAGAAGUUGGUGGAAUGCUUGGCGCAGUGCGUGCAGGACGGGCAUCUGGACGAGAAGGAUCUGCUCUGCAUGACGCAAUCGAUGAUGCACGGACUGGACGUGGACCGGACGGGCACCAUUCAGCUGAAUGAGUUCGUGGAGUCGUGCAGCAUCGGGGACCAGGUCUCCUCCACGGAGUUGGGCGCCUUCUUUGACCUCGAACGGGAGCGGGGCUUCCUGGAGCGACUGUUCACGGACCGGAAGAUGCGGUCGAUGAUCAACAAGGCGCACGACCACGAGGCGGAGGCGCGCGCCUCGAUCGAGACCCGCAAGUCGGAGAGAGAACGCCUUGCGGUGAUGGCACUGCAAAAUGGGGGCGGGGAAGGCGAGGCAGGAGCGAUGCCUGUGCCGGGGCAGGAGCUGGACGGCUUCAUGGAAUUGGAGGACGAACAGGAGGAGGGUCGCCCGCAGCCCGAGGCCUAUGGGAGGACCGCGCCGGCAGGGGCGCGGGUGCAGGACGUGGGCCUCGACAUCGAGCUGGAGCGGGAGGACCGCGCCCACCGGGCGAAGAAGCGCAGUUCGGGCCGCAGCGGGGGCAGCAGCGGCGACCUGGGCGGGGACAGCGGGACCCGGCGGGGGUCCCAAACCUUCCAGUAUUACAACGAGACCCGGAUCGCCGAUCCCGUCCUGUCCUACGCGGAAACCCUGGUCGCGCAACACGUGGUGAACGAGCGCGGGCAAGCACAGGUUGGCGUCGAUGCAGAUGAACAACCUUCGACGCGGAAGUUGUCACGCGGGAGAAAGUCACCCGCAGAAGCACCGUGGCCCUGAAUAGAAGUUCCGUUCGGGCCGGAUGUUCAGCGUCACCGUAGCGAACGAUUUUGCCUUUAAGUACCAUAUUUCGUUUAUCCGUACUAAGUAAAAACAUGGCAUUGCUCUCAAUUUAUUUGCACGGUUAGUUUUCAGUUUCACGAGUUUUGGUUUUCAUAAAGUAGGGUCGGUGACGAGAUUGAGAAGUAAUCAUGCACUUCUCACGUCUUGUUUGGAAUUGCAACACUGCCGUAACGAAACCAAAUGUAAUGUACCCGUAUGAACCUAAAUCACAAGCGCAUUCUCUUUCACGCCCACACUCACAAGCAUUCCGGAGCUGCAUGUAGCUUGCCCUGCGUUGCUCCGUGACAUCUGUCAGUAAGCACCCCCAUCCCAAACGGUAUGAUGAAUACUCCACUAACCCCGGUGACUAUAUUUUCAAAGUUAGUUGUACUAUUUAUUACACUAUUCCCUUUCCGGCCUCUGCUGAAGAAAAAAAUUGUUUCAUCUGCAUUUCUGGAUCGUAUCGCAUCUGUAUGUACAAUUAGAACAGUAGGCAGGAGUACCAAUACACUGACUGCCAAUCUGGACAAAGACUGGUUAAGAAUACGAAGAACUACUGUCCAUCUGAGUGCACGACAACGAGUCCGAAUAAAAUGCUACUUAACGUCAACGGACCCAGAAGAUCUUCCCCGUUCUCCACAAAAAAGGUGCUACUUUGAAGAUUCCCU